AUGGAAGGUAAAGAUGAUGUCACUAUGCGACCAACGGGUAUGAUUCCUGAUAUUCUCCUGGAUGGAGACCGUCUCAAUAUGCUACUGGAUCUUGUGUGUGCCGACUAUAUCACGGCGUGCUAUGCCAGUCGUGAAAAUGGUAAGCGUGUGGUUUUUAAAGCGCUGGAGAAGCUCUACAUCUCGGUGCAUGGCGGUGCUCCUGUUACUGGUACUGAUACUCGCAUUUUGAGGCCUGCACAGGAUCCGUUAUUUCAAGAACGAGCUUGUAUAUUCUAUGACGACUUGAUGGCGGAGUUUCGCGCCCGGAAACGAGCUGUAGCGACUGCUACAGAUGCCAAUACACCUCUGGCUGCAUCAUCAUCUAAAGACUUUGAUGACAGCGUUGUGAGAGAAGUUAUGAAACCUAGACUAUUGCAGAUAGUAGAAGAAAUGUAUCGUGAACAUGACCGUCUAGUUAUGCUAUCUGGAGGUGUGACAUCGUGGACUAGAGCUACUACAGCUCCUGUUCUAGCGACUGAUACUGGCGCAGUAGGAGAGAUGGAGAGAGAAUUGAUGCCUUCUAAUAUUGGAGAAAUUAGGAUGGAAGGGUGGCUUCGCAAGAAGGGACAACAUGUGAAUUUGUGGAGAGAGCGAUACUUUAUGAUUCGCUCGACACCUAAUGGCACGCACUUCUUGUACUAUUUGAGAAAGAAAGGAGACAAGGUACCACGUGGAUGGUAUGUGCUGGGACCUGGUACGACUGUUGAUGAAGUAAGAGAGUCACCAAGUAAAAUUGAGACCAAGAAGCUCUUUACAUUUAGGAUUCGUCAUUUGAACCAUGUGACGAAUGAUGAUGUGGAAGAAACUGGGGUGGAGGUAACCCCUAGAGCGACACCGUCUCGUCUUGGAAAUGAAUUGCAGUUGUCUCCAAUAAAUUCAUCGGCUGUAUCUCAUGACAUGGAGCUUGACGCAAAGGCAAGCGCUAAGCGCGCCACGUCGCGAAAGUUCCGAAAUCGUGCGGCGGCAGCGGCUGCUGCAGCAACAGCGGCAACAGCUGUGGUAUUGACAGGUGGUCUGGCUGGUGUUGGGAUUGGUAUGGUCGGCAUGAGUAUGAGCGCAGCGGCUGCUGCUAGCGCUGGUGCGGCGGGUGCGAUGAUUGCCCAAAGCCGCAGCAAAGGCCCUAUCGCUCUUGCUGCAGAAUCUUUAGAGACUGCAGUGUGGUGGCGCAACAGCAUUCUUGAGUGUAUUGCGCAGGCCGAAGAGCAGUGGAAGCGUUAUCUAAACUGGUAUAUGGAUCAUGACCCUGACAUGGAAGAAACUGGCAUCGCCUUCAUGCCUGAAAGCAGGCUGCAUGGAUUUACAGCAGCAGCCAACGGUGCCGUAAAAGGACGGUCAGCGUCAUUGCAGUCCUAUGGAAAGACUGGAUCCUUUACACUUCAUCCAGGCAACAGACAGCGAUCGGGAUCAUUUGGGUCGAUGCCGCGAUCCAUUGCAAAAAGCUUCCGGACAUCUGCUACAUUUUCGCAAGAGACAUCAUGGAAGCUUUACGAGUUCUCAAACAAACUAAGGGUUGAUACGGAGUGCUCGAGUUACCAAAGCAGCCUCCGAACGUCUGCACCCCCCACCGGCUCUUCGCACGAGUCUGAAGGUGAAUGCAUCGCCACGAAAGGUGUUUGA
This is a messenger RNA of Peronospora belbahrii, 1656 nucleotides long. The record is from the annotation of a GenBank genome assembly. NCBI's taxonomy places the organism in Eukaryota, Oomycota, Peronosporomycetes, Peronosporales, Peronosporaceae.